Molecule: messenger RNA, 8076 nt
Organism: Didymodactylos carnosus
Lineage: Eukaryota; Metazoa; Rotifera; Eurotatoria; Philodinida; Philodinidae
Source: the annotation of a GenBank genome assembly
AUGGAUAAACUGAAUAAAUCACUUGAAAUAUUGAAAACAUUAAGUUUAGAAUCGAAUCAUGAAAAAUCCACAGAAAAAAUUCAUCAUUUAAACUUAGUUGUUGACGGAUUGCUUUUACCACAAGUUAGAACGAAUAAUGAUAAUUAUUUUAAAAUACUUAGCACUGGAUUUGAGACACUGUUUUCACACUGCGACGAACAAGAUUAUGAUGUGCGAUUGGCUGCAGAAGAAAAUAUUACAAAAUUAGUGAAAAGUUUAAAAGAACUACAACUCACUCGUGUACAAUUUGAAUUACAUCGAGUAAUUAAAAGAAAUCCAAAUGUGGGACCACGUGCGUUAAAAGGAGCAUUGUGGCGUUUUAGUGAACUGGCAUCCGUUAUACAUCCAAAAAAGAUACGAUUGUUUCUCGAACAUCUUUACGUUGCAUUUUGUUCUAUAGCAUUAAGAACAGAAGAACUAUUGUAUGAAAAACUACCGGAUUAUUAUCAAAUGAUAUUUCGUACUCUUGGAAAAUCAAUGAAUGAAAAAGAAGUAAAGGAUCUUUUACAAGCUUAUCUGAAAAAUUUAUCGAAUGAAUCAGCUGUUAUUCGACGAUCAUCGGCAUCUUGUCUCGUUGUCAUAUGUUAUCAUUGUCGACAACCAUUAUCUACAUCACAUUUUCUUUUAACAUUUGCAGUAGAAAAUCUAUUACAACAAACAACAAAUAUUUCACGUUUGAUCAUUACUGGUUCAUUAUUAUUAGUAAAAAAUCUAAUACAAAUGCUUGGCCAACAUCGACAAGAAUUACUUUCAUCAACUAUUGUCAAUUCAAAUCUAUCGAAAAAAGAAGGCGUUACUAGUGAUCAAAUAAACACUAAUAACAUCAUCCAGUGUGUCGAUAUGUUGUUUUAUUUAUUGGGUCAUGCAGAUCAUAAUAUUGUAUCUGGUUCUCUAGAGACACUCGAAACAAUUUUGCGAUAUAACUUUUUGUUUGAAUUUGAUCAUAUUUUGAUGUCGACGGAAUGCAUAGCAGAAAAUGUUGUUACAGAAUAUAUUCGCAAAACGUUAACAGGUAAUUCUUAUCAACGGCCAUUUAUCGAGUUAGCAGCAGAUGUAGAAGAUUCGAUAAACAAUGAAGAUACCAAUAAUGCUCAACUAAUAUCAUUAGAUUCAAGUUUAAUGUUAUCAGCAUAUACCGAUCAAACCUCUCGUAGUUCAGCAACGAGAUUUCUCGAAUUAUUGAUUUCUAGAUUUUUCCUCAAUACCGAUGGAACAUUGAAGAGUGAUGAUGAAGUACGCGUUAGUGUCAAAUGUGUGGCAUUAUCUUGUAUGUCUCAUUUGGCAACAAUUGACAUUCAGGGAUUUUAUGAGUCAACAAUAUAUGGUUCUGAAGCGGUCAACUAUCUCCUAUGUUUACGUGAACAUUCUGAUCCACAUUUGCGUGGAGCUUUUUCGAAUAUGUUAGCCAGUUUAAUACGAACUAGUAUAGUAUGUUUACUGGAUUAUGAACUGUUUCAUCAUGUUAACUAUGUCUUUCUUUUGAAAGAUCGUCAGAUUUUGAUUUUACAUGAAUUACUUAACUCUUAUCGUAUGUGUUUAAAUGACAUAAUGCCACGUGUUGUUCAUGUUAGUGUGCAAUAUUUAAAAACAUUAUUUCCCGUGUUACUCUCCAGUAGUAGUUCAAUGGCAAUGAUAGCUCUUAGUCUAUUAGAAGAUUGUGUACAACACAUCAAUAGUUCAUAUAUUCUAGUCAAAGUUGCUAUUGCACAAUUAAUUAGCGUUAUAGAUUUUCGACUUGUUUAUUUCAUUGAACAGCAACACCAACAAACAACGACUCGUUUAUGGUUAGAACGUUGUGUUGAGAUUUUAUUACUCUUUCUUCAAGAUGAUGACCCUCGCCUUCGCAAUGUUGCUGCUGUGGCUUAUUCUAAAUUGGUUGAUCAAAGUUCAUUUAUUUCUUGUACAUGGCCAGCAGAAUCAUUAUUAAAAUGGCUAAAUUCAAAUGUACAAUGGAUUUAUGAUACUCAUGAACAACAGUCAGAAUCUUCAUCAACAAAAAUUUCGCCACUCGUUCAUGAACGUUGUGAAAAUAUUUCGUGUUUAUCAACAAUAAUUUUUGAACAUUUGUGUAAAGCAUCAACACGUACCCAAUUGUUUGGGUGUUUGGAAGGGAUUUAUGAAUUAACCGGUGUCCUAUCACCAAUAACAAUAAUAUCAUUUUUUCACAAAACUUUUGAUGAAUUACGUUUACUUUGUCAUUUUUUGAAACAUCCAUUUAUUUUACAUGAUCUAAAUGGUUUACAAUUAUUAUUACAAAUCAUACAAAUUCUAUUUGAAAAUUUAUCAAUUCAUUAUUCAAAUAUUGAUGUUUCCCAUAAUCUAAAGAAUCCAGCCGAAAAAGUAUUGCAUUUUAUCAUACGCUUAUUAUCUAUUUAUGCAUGUGUUAUUGAUGAAACACCACCACCUAUUUCCACAUCAUCAAAAAUUAAUUUUCCACAAAUACCCACAUCACCACAACAAAUAAAAAAACGUUUUGAAAGUGCAACAAACAAGGAAGAAAGUAUUAAUGAUAAACAAAAAAUUGAAAAAGAAGCUGCUGAUAUAUCAUCAUUAAAAGAUAGUACAAAUUCGGAUAAAAAAUCAAAUCGUACACUACUUGGUCAAUUUGGUAAUAAUCCAUCAUUAAUGAAAUUAUAUGAACUUAUUCGAACAUCGUAUCAAACCUACAAAAGUACACUAAAUACAUCUGAAAUUGAUCGUUUUAUACAAUUAUUAACAACAACAUUAACAUGUUUACAAUCAACAAUAAAUAUUUUACAUUUACAAGGUAUAUCAAAAUAUUUAGAAGAAAUUCUUACCUAUUUAAAAUCAACUUUUAUUGUUGAUAAAACAAAUACAAUUUUAUGUACACAUGAGCUUUUGAAUACAUUACUUGCAUUGACAAAUAUAUUUACUCCAUUGACGACAACAACUGUACAAUCAAAUGUGAUGCAACAGAAUCAUUCAACAUUUUCUUCGACAUCUCAAAAUAUUUAUACAAUUGUAUUACGUCAUCCAAUGUUAAACUUAUUUCAACCAAGAAAACUGUCAAAUACCGAUAAUACAGAGAAUAAUCGUUCCGUAUCCUCGUCACUAAUAACAUCUAAAAAACGCAAGAAAAUUGAAUGUCUAAGACGACCACCAAAUCGUGUUGAAAAACAAAAAAUUGGAAAUUAUAUUCGAUUAUUUGAAGCAAUUGUUAUUUUAGGAUUGAAAAAAUAUGUCAAUUCUAAUGAAGUACAAUUUCAAGCGUCCGUCUUAGAUCUACUUGUUCAAUUAUUAUUAUUAAGAGUAAAUUACAGUCUACUCGACGCUGAUGAGAAUUUUCUCAAUCAUGUUCUAAAUCAAUUGGAAGUAAUCGAAGAAGCUGGUACAAAUAGCGAUAUACCUGAAUAUUUUAUAGAAUGUAUAUUUGAAUUUUUGGUUAUGCUUUCACAUGAUUCAUUACAUUCAAAACAAGUGAUUAAAAUUCAAGAUUUAAAUAAACAUACAGAUAGUGUUUUAGCAAGUGGAAAUAAUCCACAAACUCAUGCAUUGACAGCAUUAGAACCCGUUGUGAUUGAUUUAUUUCUUGUACGUUAUAAAAACGAUAAUAAAGAACUCGAAGCACAAAGAAUGGUCAUUGUUCAAACAUUAUUAAAACUUGUUCGAUAUAAAAAGGCUUUACAAUUAUUAACAUUAAUUCUUGAAAGUGUUAAAAGUGAAACAGAGAAAUGGAAAAAACUUUCAAGACAAAUUAUUGAUAUUUUACUAAUUAAUAUGCAAUCAGCAACAUAUAAUAAGUCAGUUCGAAUUUCAUUAGAUUUAUAUACAGCGUAUUUGCGAUUAUUCGAUUCUGUCUCAUUGGCUGCAUUACGACCCAUAGAUCCAUUAUGUGGAGCAUUUAAACAUGUGACAACUAAACAGGUGCUCAAACAAGAUACAAUUGGUAUAUCGUUAAUUAAUGUGAAUAUAUUCCUACGUUGUCUGAUACAACAUGCAAACGAAGAUGCAAUAUUACAACGAUGGAAAGAGAGUUCAACAGUUGACACUUUAGAACAAAAUGAAAGUUUUAGUGCACUUCUUCUUCGUAUUCUAUACGAUAUAACGGUUUAUUUAUUAAAAUUAGCUCGUCAAUCUCGUUAUGUACUCGAUUAUACGCUCUGUGCGUUAACAUCAGAUUAUCUCUAUUUAAUUCUGAAUAUAUUAGAAAAUGCAAGACAGUUUCGAUCGAUAACAAGUGGUUUACACUAUUUAUUAAUUCAAGAUGAUAAUGAAAUUCAGCGUUUAGAUAAUUUUUCUUAUUUAACUGUUUUGAGUGAACAUUUUAAACAAUUAUCUUUCUACUAUGCUCCAUUUCUUAUUCAAUGGACACAAAUAAUGAAUCUACUUGAUUAUACAAAUGAAACAUGGUGGAAACAAAUAUUUAAUAUUGGUGGUAGUGAUUCUUAUACAUGUCAAAUAGUUAAUUAUGGUCAAUUAAUUAUUUAUUGUGAUUUAAUUUGUCGUCAUGAAUUGUAUGUUGAACAUUUAACAUCAAUUUUAACAAAUCGUUCAUAUUUAAUUAUGUUAUUUGAACAUGUUGGAAAUAGUAAUGAAAAAUAUAUACAAGAUUUAAUUAGUUUAAUACAUCGUAAUUCAGCAGCAAGUAAUUUAUAUAUUGAAGCUAUAUUUGCUAAUUGGAAUUAUAUAAUGGGAAAAUAUUCCACACAAAAUGGAAGUUCAGGAUUAUUUGCAUUAAAAAUAUUACGUACAUUAGAAGCAAUUCAUUUAGAUCAAAGUGGUAUAUUAUUAUUAUUAUUAAUUGAAAAUUUUUUACAAUUACCCUAUAUGACGAUAAUACGUUUAGCAGAAACAAUAAUAUGUCGACGAAUUGAAAUGAUGUUAACAAUUGAUGUUAAUAAUUUAGAAAAACAAUUAAUGCCAAAAAAUCUACCAAUUAUAUUAAAAUUAUUAUCGAUGAAAGAAAAGAAUAAAAGAAAUGAAAGAUUAACGGCACUUGUACAACGAAUGGCAAAACAAAUCAAUUAUAACGAUAUAAAUUUGGAAAUACAGCUAGAGACAAUUCAUCAUUCAAAUACAAUAAAUGAUGAUAGUCUGUUAAAUAUGUUACGACAUAUGAAAUGUCCAAAUGAUAUAACGGCAAAAAUGUAUGCAACUGUAUUAGCAUCGAUCACUUAUAAAAAUCUAUUACCAUACAUGAUGUCAUUGGAUUUUAUUUGGGCAUCAAUGCCGUACUGUUUAAAAUUAGGAUUUGAAUCAUCGAUAGUAGUGAAUAACACUAAUCCACCAUCACCUGAUUCAACAACAACUCAAACAUCUACACAAACACCUACAUUUAAUUUAUCAUCAUUAUGGCGUUGUUCAAUAAAUGCUAUGGUUAAAAAAAUAAAUGAUGUUUGUUUUUCAUUACCCGCUCAACGUUUAAUAUGUUGUGAUUGUAGUGAAACAACGCAAGAUUCCUUAUAUAUGAAAAGUUUAUCAUCUCUAUCUGAAGAAAAUGUUCAUAUAAAAACUGUUUUAUUACCAUUAUGUGAAUCACUUAUUGUUUAUUUUGAAUAUAUAAAUGAAUAUAGUAUACUACAUCAAUUAUCAUCAACAGAUGGACGUGAUAUUCUACGAUUUAUUAUAUUUGUCUCUGAAACAAUAUACAUUAAUCUAUUAGAUAAUAAACUCUAUAUGGAUGUAAUUGAAAUAUUUUUUCAAUGUUUAGUUGUAACAUUAACCAAUUCAUCAUCGAUUAUUUAUACAUUGUUAAGUGCUACAGAUCAAAUUGUAUCUUGUUGUACACUACUUAAAUCUAUACUUAGCAUAUUUCAAUAUUUAAAACGACAUAUGCGUCUAGCUAUCAUCGUUAAAUCAUCAUCAAAUCAAAUACACUCCUAUUCACCAGAAUUAAUUGAACAUGAUCAACGUCCACAUACACAAUUAUUAUUACAAGCUUUUCAUGAUAUUGAUCAAUUAUAUGAUUUAUAUCAACAAUUAUGUUUACCAUCAGUUUCUCCCUCAUGUUUAAUACCAAAAUUUAUUCAAAAAUAUAUUAAAUUAAUUUGCAUUAUUCUCUUUCGUAUACCUACAUUCAAUUCAUUUUUUCGUAUACCCACUGCUUAUUGGCAACAUUUAAAUACAUUAGAAAAUAGAAAUGAACGUUUAAGAUUUUUAAAUGAUUUUUGUUUAACAAGUUUUCCUAUUCAAUUACUUCAACAUUCAGAUAUAAUGACAGAUUAUGUUGAACGAUUAAAUUUAAUUGGUUGGAUAAAUCGAACACAAUUUCAAGAAGCAUGGGUGACAUUUUUAACAGCUGUUAAUCAAACAAAUAAUUCGAAUCAACAAUUAUCAUCUGAUCAAUUGACAAAUGGUGAUGAACAAAAUGGAUUUAAUAAAGAAGAAAAAUUAGAACAAAAUGCUACACAUUGUAUUUGGGUACGUGGUGUAACAACAUUUUUAUUGAAUGCAAUAAGAAAAAAUAGUAGUGGAAAUCCUUCUGAACAACAUUUUGAACAUCAUUCUCGAAAUAAAUCAAUACCAUUUUUGUCAACAACAAAUGGUCAAUUCUAUUUACAGAGUCGUAUAAUACUGAAUCAUCUAAAUUCAGCUCUACAAAUACUCUUAGAACUUUACAUUCGUUGGAUGAAACCCGAUAAUUUAUCAUUGUUAUCAUCGGAUACGUGUUUACAAUUACGUUUUGAAAUAAUACGUUCAAUUGUUCUCCUAUCCGAUUUAUUUACUAGUAUACAACAAGUAUCAAAAUUAUUUGAUUUAUGUGAUGAAUUAAUUAAAUCAAAUAUUUGGCUUGAUGAAGAUGAAUUAGUCAUGAUGUAUGUUUGUUAUGGUUUCUGUAAAUCAGGUGCAUUACUCGGGCAAACAUUGAAAGAUACUAAUGAACUUUAUAUACGUUUAAUUGAAAGAUGUUUUAAAUUAUCUUACACAAAAUCGAUUGCUUAUGCAUCCACUAUUAUUUUGUUACAAACACAUGAAGAUGAUUUAUACAAACAUUUAUUACCUUUACUAACGACAGAAUUAACCAAUGAUGUUACAAAUAAUUUAGAAACAAAUAUUGAUAUAAGAAUAAGUGGACAAUGUUUAGCAAUUGUCUUUUAUCUUAUUGAAAACUUCUACAAUGGUUUAAAUCUGCUUGGCACAGUUCUUCAACAACAUUACGAAAAUAUAAUGCGUGAAGGUGAUGAUUCUCUAUUAUUAAAUAUAAUAUCGGUUGGUAUUGAACGUCUUCUAUUACUUAAUAUUAUUCCGAAAAAAGAUUUAUGGCGUUUAUUUAAACAAUAUUUAAAAGCUGUUCGUAAUGUCAGUAUCGAAAUAGAAAUACCACAAUUAAUUUUAUUAUUAGCAUGUAUUUAUAUAACAUUGACAUCAACAACAGAAAGUGAUAUGAUGUUAUUAAAUAGUAGUAUGGCAAUUGAACAAUCAUUGUCUAUUUCAUCAUCUCUAUUAUCUGUUUCGAAUGAUGAUCAAGAAAUGCAGGAUACAUCAUCAAACGAUAUUGUUAUUGAAUUAGUGGGUGAUAUAUAUGAACGAAUAAAAUAUACAUUUCCACACGAGGCAUGUAGACUAUUAAGUGCUUUACCCAGUCUUCUAUGUCAUAUAUCGUUAUCAGAUAAGUUAAUGAACAAAAUAAUAGCAGAAUAUGCAUCACCGCAACAAAUUUAUCCACAAAUAUUAGCAUAUAUUAUAUUUAUCGUAUUUCGAUCAUUAAUUAAUGCAAAUUAUUUAUCAAAAGUAAAUGAAUGGACAUUAUUAUCAAUAUCAAGUGUUUCACAACGACGACCGAUACGUCUUGCAUUAUGGGGUUUAACAUGUUUGAUGUUAAGUGCUAGUCAAGAAAAAAUAGCCAAUAGUCUAUUCCCUCUAGCCGUUGGACGAUAUGGACGAUCUGAAGAUAUUGAUAAUCAAUUAUUUCUUAUUGCUGGUAGAGAAUAUUAUAUGCAACUAACGAAUAAUGAACAACGAAAACAAUUUGAACAGUCAUUGUAUGUUGAAAUUACGACGGAAACCCAUUCACUGUAUACAGAUUUAUUUAAUCAACUGAAAUCAAUAGAUUUUACUCUGCAUCAGAAAACUUAA